AUGCUGGCCAAAACAUGCGCGAACACCUCCCGCCAACGCCUCCCACCCGCUCUCUGGAAGCCUCCCACGGCAUCCGUCCACUCCGCAAAACUCCCUGCGCCCUCUCUACAAAUCCAGAAGAAAUCAGCGCACUACUGUCAUCACAGGCCAAUGAAAGGAGAUUCCGAGACGGGCGAUCACGCUCUCGCUUGGCACCAACCUCUGGCUGCCAACUACCAUCAAGCACCGCUUGAUACGCAUUGCCGGACCCUCUCAUCUGGGUUGAAAAGCUUCAAGGUUGUUGGCCACGCAUUGCCAGGCUGGUCUGAGCCCGAAAAAAUAGACACCGGUCUGAUGUCAAGAUGGGGUGGCAGGUUUGGCAGCGGCUCUGUCGGGGGCACGGCGGGGGACGCGUUUGAAAAUUGUCGGAUACUCGACUCGCUCGUCUCAGCGUGGAGAGUGACACCGGACGAGCCGAUGUUUUUGCUGUGA
Messenger RNA from Hyaloscypha bicolor E, 471 nucleotides. RefSeq lists its product as uncharacterized. The record is from RefSeq and is a predicted model, not a curated record. The transcript has 2 exons. NCBI's taxonomy places the organism in Eukaryota, Fungi, Ascomycota, Leotiomycetes, Helotiales, Hyaloscyphaceae. Bases 1 to 471 code for a protein of 156 amino acids.